CGGAAUGAGCCCUUUUCAUCGUAUUGAAGGAUGUGUAGCCAGGCCUCUUGCAAAGGUUAGAGCGAGGAUCUGGUAACACGAUUUCAAGCGUACCACUUUCCUAUCUUCCCUUCGUAGAAUCUAUCUCCAACCAAUCCUGGCCACGUUGAAAACAUAUGUGUGAUAGGCGCUAGUCAUGGAAGAGAAAAAGGAAGUCAUUACGAACUUGAUCCUGACCACCAUGUCUUCGCACUCACUGACAGAACCUGCUACUGGUAUACAUCGGUUGCCUCCAGAUGUGCUCGGAGAAAUCUUCUUACAGACCCUCAACGGUGAUACUUACAACGUGGCCAAUAUCGCCGAAAGCCCUUGGAUACUGGGCCACAUCUGUCACUCCUGGAGGCAAAUAUCCUUGUCACUCCCUACCCUUUGGUCGAACAUGGUCAUCGCAGAGGAUUUUAACAUUGAUCCCGAGCGUUUGUUGAUCAAGCUAGACGUCGCCCUUCGUCGCUCCGGAAACGCGCCUCUAACAUUUUGGUCGUUCUUUGGACCUGAUGGUGUUAUGUCUGACGCAGUAGACAGACUGGCUGAAGAGUCAUCUCGAUGGCGUGACGUGGUAUUCAUGCUCGGACUUUCCCCAGAAUCAAUGUUUCCAGCGCCACUCGACCUAUCCUCCCUCGAAUGCUUCUCCCUCCACGUCGCCCCGGGUUAUGGAUCGGUUACAGGGACUGAAAUUCCCACCGGUAUUCUUGAUACCGCCCCAAAGCUUCGAAAGGUUUGGUUAUCUCCGUCUACAACGAUUCAUCUUCCUCGGCAGCUUGAGGAAUUGAAUGUAGGCCCUAUAAGUAUGCAGAAUCUGUUGCAUAUCCUUAGUGGGGCUCCGGAGAUAAGGGUAUUGAGAACGUCGGUGCUGGCAGGAGGUGCUAUAUCAACACCUUUGAUCCACAGCUCCCUGCAGGUUCUUGAGCUAGGGUUGCAUUCUGCGUUCCUGUCUCAUCUCAAAUACAUGACGAUUCCCUCUCUUAUCCAUCUCACCUUUCAUGAGACUUUAACAACCGACGAACUCAAUAUUUUGUCUAGUUUUCUUUGUCGUUCAGCCUGUCAACUCCAAUUCCUCCAGUUCAAUGUCAGGAUGAUCCAUCACUCGGAUCUCGUGAAUUUCCUCUCCGAGCAAUAUCAUCUCGCGCACCUGGAGAUAGAACCGGAAUAUGGAGAAUAUGACAACUUCGGGAACUACAUUCCCAAGCCGCAAAAGGACUCCAUGGCACCCUUCUUUCAAGCACUAUCCUCGUUGCUUCCGAUGCUUGAAAACCUUGUCGUUUUACCGCGUAACUCUGCGUGCGAUUUGCGCGACGUCAUUGUGAUGCUUCAACGUCGAAACGAAACUGUAGCCACGAGAUUGCGGCACUUUACCCUGCAACUGUACAUGAGUGACCUCGAAUCAGAACCCGAGUGUAUCCCGAAACUCUGGGCUUUUGUAGAUGAGGGGCUUGACCUCAGGAUAAGUGGUUGCUCUUUGGUCAAUGAAGUUGCGUUUGAGUUCGGAAACAAUACACAGUCGAGUGAUGGAUCAAUUUGACCAUCUCUAUAUAUACUUCUAUGUCUUUCUUUGACGUGGGGCGGAGGGGGGGUGGUUUCACUGCUGACUCUAUGAUUGGUGUAGUUUACACCAUUAACAAUUUGCUAUAUCUAUUCUGUCGACGAGACUUUCAAAUGAAUCCAUGGUCCUUAGAUAUCUGAG
Molecule: messenger RNA, 1720 nt
Organism: Guyanagaster necrorhizus
Lineage: Eukaryota; Fungi; Basidiomycota; Agaricomycetes; Agaricales; Physalacriaceae
Exons: 3
Coding region: 176-1558 (460 amino acids)
Source: RefSeq, a predicted model, not a curated record